This is a messenger RNA of Oldenlandia corymbosa var. corymbosa, 1380 nucleotides long. Lineage: Eukaryota; Viridiplantae; Streptophyta; Magnoliopsida; Gentianales; Rubiaceae. The record is from the annotation of a GenBank genome assembly.
AUGGAAAUAACUUCUGCCAAUCAAGAAAAAAUGGGAUUUUUCUGUCGUGUAAGUUGUUGGUUCAAGGCACUGUGGGAGAAAAUAGUGUCAAAGAUAGUUGAAGUUGGAAGAGAUACCAAAAGCUUAGGAAAAGAAGAUCCGAGAAGGAUUAUUCACUCUGUUAAAGUAGGAUUAGCCAUAGCUUUAGUUUCAUUAGGCUACUACUUUGAUCCCAUCUAUGAAGGUUUUGGUGUCUCUGCUAUGUGGGCUGUCAUCACUGUUGUUGUUGUCUUUGAUUUUUCAGUUGGAGGAACAAUUGGAAGAGCGAUGAACAGAGGAAUUGCAACACUAAUUGGUGGUUUUCUUGGAGUUGGGGUUCAUCGAUUGGCCACCUGUUUUGACAUUAAAGCAUUAAUACCUAUCAUAAUUGCUUUGUCUAUUUUCAUAAUUGCCGCAAUCGGGACAUUUGCGAGAUUUUUUCCCAAAUCAAAGGCGAGAUACGAUUAUGGACUUCUGAUAUUCAUCUUGACGUUUUGCCUGAUUUGUGUUUCGGGCUAUCGAGACGAUGAAGUGUUAGACAUUGCCCUCACAAGGCUCUCCACCAUUUUUGUUGGAGGAGGUGCAACUGUGCUUGUUUGUGUUCUGGUGUUUCCAGUCUGGGCUGGUCAAGAUCUGCAUAAUCUGGUUGCUGAUAACAUUGAAAGGAUUGGAAGUUUUCUUGAAGGAUUUGGAGAGGAAUACUUCAAAGUGAUGGAAGAUGAAAACGCAAAAGACAAGAAGGCGCUACUAAACGAACAUAAACCUGUGCUUACUUCGAAAAACAUUGAAGAUGCUUUGAUAAAUUCUGCAAAAUGGGAGCCACGUCAUGGAAAGUUCAGGUUCCGCCAUCCUUGGGGACAAUAUCAGAAGAUUGGAAGCCAAACGCGCGAAUUAGGCUAUCGUCUUGAUGCCCUCAAAGGCUAUCUCAAUGCGGAGAUGCAAUCAAAUCCAGAAAUCCGUGCAAAUUUUGAAGAAUCGUGCAAGAAGAUGAGCUACGAGUCCAGCCAUGCGCUGAAGAAAUUGGCAGCAGGAAUUAGGACAAUGACUUUGAAAUCCUCCACAAAAGCGCAUAUUGCAGAUGCGAAAGCAGCUGCAAAUGAACUCAAAUCAUUGCUGAAAACGAACCCCUGGCAACACCAUGAUUUACUAGAAGUGAUUCCGGUUGCUUCUGUAGCUUCAUUGCUCGUCGAAACAGUGUGCUGCACUAUAAAAAUCGCAGAAGCGGUCCAUGAACUCGCUUCAUUAGCGAAAUUCAAGGCUGAAGAUGAUGCUACCAAGCCGGAUGAGCAGGAAGUCACCAAAAGUUUUAUGAGAACUCCUAGCAUUGAAGCAUCCCAUGGCCUUCAAGUCAUGGUAGAAUAA